AAAACAAGGUAAUUUCCAGAGCAUUAAUUAAUAGAGUUGAAUUGGCACAUGUAGCCGUAAAACAAAUGGAGAGAGAAAAAGAAGAAAAUGAAGAAAAUUUUCGUAAAGAAAGUUAUUUUAAAGCAUUUAAUAGACUUGAAGUUGUUUUGAAAAAUAUUGAAACUUUUAUUAAAGAUAUUUCAAAUUAUGGAGGAUUUAGAAAAUUCAUUAAUGCUGACCACAUUAAAAAGUGCUAUAAUGAUCUUGUUAGAAAUUUGGAAGGAGCUUGUGCAGAUUUACAAUUCAAUGUAAUUCUUUCUAGUUAUCAUACAAUGAGAGAACAAGACAAUAACACAGAGGGUUAUUUUGCUAAAAUAUGGGAAAAGCUUGAGAAUGUUGAAACAAUGCAGCAUAGUGAAUUAGUUUUAAUAAAAAAAUUAAAUAAAUGUUUGGUAUCUGACAAUGUGGAAUUUAAUCCCAUAAUAAAGUUGGCAAAAAUUGAUCCCAAGGAUAUAGAUGAUGUAAAAUCAAACUGUAGAAAGUCUACAGAUUUAAGAGGUGCAAAUAAUAGGAUUGUUAAAAAAAUACUUAGAAAAACAGUUGAGGUAGCAUGUAAAAAUAUUUUAAAUUAUCCAAGGGAUGAUGAUACCUCUGAAUCAAAAAAAUUUCAAGCAAAACUUGCAAUACUAAAUGCUAUUCAAUGCAAAUAUAUUAUUAAAUUUUAUGGUAUCUCCAAUGUAAAUUCUCAUGAUGCUUUGAUAUUUGGCUGGGCUGAAAAGGGCAAUUUAAAAGAUUUGUACAAUACUCAUUACAUUGACUGGGUUACAAAAUUAAAGAUAUCAUAUGAUGUCAUUAGAGGACUUUUAUUUAUGCAUAGUGGUGAAAUUUUACAUCACAAUGUUAAAUGUGAAAAUAUAUUAAUCGAUGAGAAUGGAAGUGCAAAAGUUUCAAAUUUUGAGCUUAGUCGUAAUUUAUCUGGUGAAACUACAAUAUUAUCAGAUUUAAAUGAUUAUAUUCGUUGGAUGGCUCCUGAAAAGAUGGGAUCAAAGACUCAACGUUAUAAUCUUUAUUGUGAAAUGUUUAGCUUUGGAAUGUUUCUUUGGGAGCUUGCUUAUCAACAAAUUCCAUAUAAUGAAAUGAAUGUAACUAGUAUUAGUGAUCAUGUCCUAAGUGGUCAAAGAGAAUCUAUAAAGAUUGGAUUUUGGAUCAGGAAUUUUUUGAUUUGA
Molecule: messenger RNA, 1205 nt
Organism: Entrophospora sp. SA101
Lineage: Eukaryota; Fungi; Glomeromycota; Glomeromycetes; Entrophosporales; Entrophosporaceae
Source: the annotation of a GenBank genome assembly